AUGGAAAACAAAGUAGUAGCAGAACAAGCACUCUCAAACCCUCUUCUCACUCCAUACAAAUUGGGCAACUUUCAACUUUCCCACAGAGUUGUUUUGCCACCAUUGACAAGGCAGAGAUCUUUCAGAAAUGUUCCUCAGCCACAUGCUAUCUUGUACUACUCCCAGAUAACCACCAAAGGAGGCCUUCUCAUAGCAGAAGCCACUGGAGUUUCUGACACUGCCCAAGGAUACAGAGAUACACCUGGUAUUUGGACAAAUGAGCAAGUAGAAGCCUGGAAACCCAUAGUAGAUGCUGUGCAUACCAAAGGUGGUAUCUUCUUUUGUCAUCUUUGGCAUGUGGGGAGAGUUUCAAAUCAAGUUGAACAGUCAAUGGUGAAGAAGUAUUUGUGUUGCCAAUUGCAAUUACAUGAAUAA
Molecule: messenger RNA, 414 nt
Organism: Cornus florida
Lineage: Eukaryota; Viridiplantae; Streptophyta; Magnoliopsida; Cornales; Cornaceae
Product: putative 12-oxophytodienoate reductase 11
Exons: 4
Coding region: 1-414 (137 amino acids)
Molecular function (GO): FMN binding; oxidoreductase activity
Source: RefSeq, a predicted model, not a curated record